CAUGGAACGCGUCACCGGUUUUGAUAAAGUGAAUAGGAUACCGUACAACCAUCUCUGAAAGGGCUUCUGUGGCAGCAUGGCCAUACUCCAUCUAAUCUCUAGCAAUUCAACGUAUUUUUGGUUCUUUGAUCAUGCUCUUCAAAGUUCGAGGAACCGCAGUCUGACUUGGGCGUCUAUCACAACGAGGUAACACAGAUGACCCAGGGAAACGUACAGAUCUGGAGUCUGGAGUCUGGCUACAAUCUUCACAUAAACACUUGUCGGAGAAGGCCACUGUUUCUGUUGGUCCUCCUGUCAAUCUCUGUCUUUCUACGACAACAUUUGCACCUAUCUCGUAUCUUUCACAUCCACCUUUUCCAUCUCGCCUCUUGUCUCUUCUGUUUUCAAGUCAGUUUAGCACUGCUUAGUCGUGAUCUCUAUCUAUUUCGCUACAAGAAUGGGUGCUGCUGUAUCCUAUUGUGCUUCCGCUGCCGCUGCCGCAAUCCGCGUAAUUCUCGAAGUGAUAAGGGGCAACGAGGUCAAAGAAAACCCGACGAUGUCCCAGAUCGAGAAAGAGCAUAAAAGAAAGGAAGCUGAAGCUUAUCGUCGUCACGUCGACUCACAUUUGGAGAGAGAGAAGAAAGAGCAAGCCGAUAGAGCUGCAAAAG
Molecule: messenger RNA, 647 nt
Organism: Desarmillaria tabescens
Lineage: Eukaryota; Fungi; Basidiomycota; Agaricomycetes; Agaricales; Physalacriaceae
Exons: 3
Coding region: 196-561 (121 amino acids)
Source: RefSeq, a predicted model, not a curated record